CUAAACACCGCCCUGAGGGCGGCGGCGACUGUGGUAAUUGCAGCCGCUCGGGGGCAGGGCUUGCCCCAGCGCAGAGUAGUGGCAACGGCUUGUCGAGGCUGGGGUGCCUGGGAGCCGGGAGCCCCGGGGACGUGACAUCGGCAGACCCACUCUCCCCUCCAGGAAGAGGCGCUGCCGAAUCCACGCGGGGCAGCGAGACCGCCCCGAGGGGCUUCCUCAGUGAAGGAGAAGUGGGGUUCCAGGGCACAGGUGACAGGGCCGAAGAAAGAUGGAGCAGCCCGGGGCGGCGGCGGCGUCGGGCGCGGGAGGCAGCGGCGAGGAACCCGGUGGGGGCCGAAGCAACAAGCGGAGCGCGGGGAACCGGGCCGCCAACGAAGAGGAAACGAAAAACAAACCUAAAUUGAACAUUCAAAUAAAAACUUUGGCAGAUGAUGUGCGUGAUCGAAUUACAAGUUUCAGAAAAUCUACUGUAAAAAAGGAAAAACUUCUUAUACAACAUCCUCUUGAUUCUCAAGUUGCGAUGAAUGAGUUUCCAGCUGCUCAGCCAUUAUACGAUGAACGAUCUUUGAAUUUGUCUGAAAAGGAAGUACUGGAUUUAUUUGAAAAAAUGAUGGAGGACAUGAACCUUAAUGAAGAGCGAAAAGCUCCUUUACGAAACAAAGAUUUUACCACCAAGCGUGAGAUGGUCGUCCAGUAUAUUUCUGCUACUGCCAAAUCUAUAGUUGGAAGUAAAGUUACGGGAGGACUGAAAAACAGCAAACAUGAAUGCACCCUGUCUUCACAAGAAUAUGUUCAUGAAUUACGAUCUGGUAUUUCUGAUGAGAAACUUCUUAACUGCCUAGAAUCUCUGAGGGUUUCUUUAACCAGCAAUCCUGUCAGCUGGGUUAACAACUUUGGACAUGAAGGUCUUGGACUCUUGUUGGAUGUGCUGGAAAAGCUUCUGGACAAGAAACAGCAAGAAAAUAUUGACAAGAAGAAUCAGUAUAAACUUAUUCAGUGCCUCAAAGCAUUUAUGAACAAUAAGUUUGGAUUGCAAAGGAUUCUAGGAGAUGAAAGAAGUCUUUUACUCCUAGCAAGAGCAAUUGACCCCAAACAACCCAACAUGAUGACUGAAAUAGUAAAAAUACUUUCAGCUAUUUGCAUUGUUGGAGAAGAAAACAUUCUAGAUAAACUUUUAGGGGCUAUAACUACAGCAGCGGAACGAAAUAACAGAGAACGAUUUUCACCAAUUGUGGAAGGAUUGGAAAACCAUGAAGCUUUGCAAUUACAGGUGGCCUGCAUGCAAUUUAUAAAUGCGCUUGUCACAUCUCCUUAUGACCUUGAUUUUCGAAUACAUUUAAGGAAUGAAUUCCUUCGUUCAGGACUAAAAACAAUGUUACCAGAUUUGAAAGAAAAAGAGAAUGAUGAGCUUGAUAUUCAGUUGAAAGUAUUUGAUGAGAACAAAGAGGACGACCUAACUGAAUUAUCACACCGUCUCAAUGACAUUCGUGCAGAAAUGGAUGAUAUGAAUGAAGUAUACCAUCUUCUGUAUAAUAUGUUGAAGGACACUGCUGCUGAAAAUUAUUUAUUAUCCAUUCUACAACAUUUUUUGCUCAUCAGAAAUGACUAUUAUAUCAGGCCGCAGUAUUACAAAAUAAUUGAGGAGUGUGUUUCACAGAUAGUGCUGCACUGCAGUGGAAUGGAUCCAGAUUUCAAGUAUAGACAAAGAUUAGACAUUGAUCUUACUCAUCUGAUAGAUUCUUGUGUGAAUAAGGCAAAAGUUGAAGAAAGUGAACAAAAAGCAGCAGAAUUCUCAAAGAAGUUCGAUGAAGAAUUCACGGCUCGACAGGAAGCUCAAGCUGAGCUUCAAAAAAGAGAAGAAAAAAUCAAAGAACUUGAAACAGAAAUCCAGCAACUUCGAACCCAGGGACAUGGUUCAUCAGGAAUUCCAGGCCCUCCUCCACCACCUCCACUGCCCGGUGCUGGCCCACCCCCACCUCCACCUCCACCUCCACCACCUCUACCCGGAGUAGGUCCCCCUCCUCCACCUCCUUUACCUGGGAUGCCUGGAAUACCACCACCACCGCCACUGUUUGGGGGACCUCCUCCACCACCUCCCCUUGGAGGAGUUCCUCCACCUCCGGGAAUACCCCUCGAGCUGCCAUAUGGAAUGAAGCAGAAAAAAGUAUAUACACCUGAGGUGUCCAUGAAGAGGAUCAAUUGGUCAAAGAUUGAACCCAAAGAAUUGUCUGAGAAUUGUUUCUGGUUGAAAGUUAAGGAGGAGAAGUUUGAAAAUCCAGAUCUCUUUGCAAAAUUGGCACUGAAUUUUGCUACCCAGAUGAAAGUUCAAAAGAAUGCAGAAGCUUUAGAAGAAAAGAAGACCAUACCUGCAAAGAAGAAAGUGAAAGAGUUGAGAAUUUUGGAUCCCAAAACAGCACAGAAUCUUUCUAUCUUCCUAGGAUCAUAUCGUAUGCCAUAUGAAGAAAUAAAAAACGCCAUUCUGGAGGUUAAUGAAAGCAUGUUGAGUGAGCCCUUAAUUCAGAACCUUGUAAAACAUCUUCCUGAGCAGAAGGUACUCAAUGAACUAGCAGAGCUGAAGAAUGAAUAUGAUGACCUCUGUGAACCUGAACAGUUUGGAGUUGUGAUGAGCUCAGUGAAAAUGUUGCGGCCUCGUCUCAAGAGCAUUCUUUUCAAGCUCACAUUUGAAGAACAUGUAAACAACAUCAAGCCAAGCAUCAUAGCGGUAACGCUGGCCUGUGAAGAGCUGAAGAAAAGUGAAAGCUUUAACAGACUUUUAGAGUUAAUUCUUUUGGUUGGAAACUACAUGAACUCAGGCUCAAGAAAUGCCCAGUCUUUGGGUUUUAAGAUCAACUUUCUCUGUAAGAUCCGAGAUACUAAAUCAACAGAUCAAAAGACCACCCUCUUGCAUUUUCUUGCUGAAAUUUGUGAGGAAAAUUACCGGGAUAUCCUGAAAUUUACUGACGAACUGGAACAUGUAGAAAGCGCAAGCAAAGUUUCAGCUCAAAUUCUCAAGAGUAACCUUGCAGCAAUGGAACAACAAAUUGUUCAUCUGGAACGUGACAUCAAGCAAUUCCCCAAAACAGAAAAUCAACAUGAUAAGUUUGUGGAAAAGAUGACAAGCUUUACAAAGAGUGCCAGAGACCAGUAUGAAAAACUAUUCACCAUGCACAACAACAUGGUAAAGCUCUAUGAGAAUCUUGGAGAAUACUUUAUUUUUGACUCUAAGACUGUGAGCAUAGAAGAAUUCUUUGGUGAUCUCAGCAACUUUCGAACUUUAUUCCUGGAAGCAGUGAAAGAAAACAACAAGAGAAAAGAACUGGAAGAGAAGACUAGGAGGGCAAAGCUUGCAAAAGAGAAAGCUGAACAAGAAAAGUUGGAACGCCAGAAGAAAAAGAAACAACUCAUUGAUAUAAACAAAGAGGGUGAUGAGACGGGCGUGAUGGAUAAUCUUCUGGAAGCCCUGCAAUCAGGGGCGGCAUUCCGAGACCGCAGAAAGCGGAUUCCAAGGAAUCCAGAUAACAGACGAGUACCUUUGGAAAGGUCACGGUCUCGCCACAAUGGAGGUAUCUCAUCUAAGUGAUUCCUGAUGCCAAAGAAUAAGAAAAUAUUAAAGUAAACAAAAUCAUACAGUUUGAGAAGAACAAAACCUACUCUCAAGGGAUGGAGACUAUAUAAGUACAUUUCUGCAAAGAUCAAGCUAAGCUGGAUGAAAUAGUGUGCAUAUAUAAAGCUAUUGCAAGACUCCUCCCACAGUUACACUAACACAAACACAAUUGCCAGGAUUUUAAAACAUGCAUUUCAUUUUAGUGUAAAGAUGUGUAUUAUUUGUUAUUGUGUGUGACCUGACGGUGAUGAUGAAAAAUGUAAGAAAUUGAAGAGUUCUAAAGACAUUCAAAACCAUUCAGUCUGUCAAAAAUGUAUAAUGUCACUCAAAUUUUGUCACACACACCCCAGAAAAAAGGAAGAAAAGAGAAAGAAUUCAUCAAUGUCUACUGAUUGCUGUUAAAUAGAAAAGUAAAAGACCAGUGAAAAUGUGUGUGUUAAUGGUUUGGAAAGGCACUGAUAUUGCACACUCUGUAAAAGAAGCCAUCUUGGAAACUCAGAAAAUGUACUGCUUCAUUCCCUUCAAGUUGUUUAGAAUCUAAUCUCAAGUGAAAGUUGAUGGAUUCAUCUGCUUUGGCUGAAAUUAAACUUAUCAUUAAUCUAGAGUUUCAGCAUGAUAUUGCAGGCACUUAUCAUUGCUAAAAAUAAACCAAAGUUUAACAGAAGUGGUUAGAGAAAGUAACUUAAACUUUAUUUAAAGAGGUAUUUUAUAAGUAUGCACAUAUAUCUACUUUAUACAAAUACUUUGUAUGGCUAUUUUUGAGAAAAACCUCACAUUUUAAUGUUUAUGCUAGAGUUGAACCUGCAAAUUCUGUUACCUUUAUUUAGAUUUUUAAAGGUAAAUAUUGAUCCCUGUUCUCCAUGGUUUCUUUCUUCUCUCUAUUGCUUCCUACUCCCACGACCCCCUUGAAGGCAGGGAAUAGAGUUCUAAGAGACCUGAGAGGAAAAAGAUUUCUCUCUGCAGGAGGCAGCAGAAAACUCUCUGAUAGGUCAAUUGUCUUAUCUGCCUCUUUCCUCCCCCUUUCCCAUUCUGCUGUGGUGAUCUGAAGAAGAAAAAUGAUAUACUUUAUAUAUGUGUAGAUAUUUAUAUAUCCUGCUACAAUAAUUCCAUAUCCCAGUGACUAACUGAACUUCUCAAUCAUCAUCAUACUUAACUUACCUUAUUAUAUUAACAAAUCAUUUAAAUGCUGCCAAAACAACUCUAGGAGGAAAAACCAGGCUCUACAUUUUUCUUAAAUAGAUGAGAGAGGAAAAGUCAUACUUAACUUGUCUAUUACUUUUUAAAAUGCAUUGAAAGAAUGUAGUGUAACUUCUCUGGAGUAUAAUUUUAAGACUAAUCCAUGCAGAUGAUUAUGAUUAUUGUAAAAGUUUUCUUAUGUGUAUAUUUCUUAUAUAGAAAAUCCUAUUUCUACUUCCUCUAAAGCACAUUAUAGAUAUUCAGAAAGAACAAAUGACUGGCUUGGCAAAUCACUACCUGAGAUAAUGAAAACAAGUGACCAAUAGCUCAUAGUUUCUUUUAUACAGAUGUAUAGUCAUUCAAACUGCUGCCUUUUCCUCCAGUUCAUUCUUACUUAGGUCUUAUCCUUUGCAAAGCUCUGAAGAUGCUACAAUAGAGAAAUCAAAAACAGUAACAGGAUCUGAGAUUUUACAAUUUUAUCCUGUCUUAAGACACACACAUACACACACACACAAAGAAGUUUAAGGGAUAUAUCAAUUUCACAUGCUGUUUUUUAACAAUAACAACAACAAACACUUAGGUUCUACUAAUUUAUGUAAAAACUUAACAUAUUUUUAACUUCACAAAGUCUUUUCUGAAAUCUUCAUUGUAUGGCUUCUUUGAGUCUUUUGAUAGUUUUUCAGACUGUAGGAAAAUGAUACUUUGAAAUAUUCACCCUGAUUAAUAUUUAGGGACAUUUCCCAUGCCAUAUAUCAAGCUAGUCAAGGUAGAAAUACUGUUGCAUAUCACCUUUUCCAGAUGUGAACUUGCCUUAUUUUUUAGUUUGUGGGGGAAAAAAAGUACAGUUGUUGAUAAAUUAUAUAUUUGUAUUUAGAGUAAUCCUACACACUUUUCACAAACAUUGAGAACUUUCAGGGUCUUUCAUGAAGCUCUGAUAACUCAAUUAAAGGGUUUGCUUCCCAGAUUUAUAAUGGUCCUGCUCUAGCCAUUUGUAGUUUGUUUGGGGUUGAAAAUUAU
Molecule: messenger RNA, 5797 nt
Organism: Cervus elaphus (red deer)
Lineage: Eukaryota; Metazoa; Chordata; Mammalia; Artiodactyla; Cervidae
Gene: DIAPH2
Product: diaphanous related formin 2
Exons: 28
Coding region: 269-3580 (1103 amino acids)
Biological process (GO): actin cytoskeleton organization; actin filament polymerization
Cellular component (GO): cytoplasm; actin filament
Molecular function (GO): small GTPase binding; actin binding; microtubule binding
Source: RefSeq, a predicted model, not a curated record